CUUUAACUGCGGCAUUCCAAAGAUGAAUAAGAUUAUGGGCUCGUGGACCGCAAUGGAAGACCAGCUCCUACGCACGCGAGUGGAGCAGUCGCACUCCGAGUCGUGGUCCAAGAUUGCAGAGGGUGUACCGGGGAGAUCGUCGAAGCAGUGCCGGGAUCGCUGGCGCAACCAUUUGGAUCCGACUCUGAUCAAGACUGCGUUUACGACGGAAGAGGAAAUCGCGCUAGAGAAUGCGUACGAAGAACUGGGCAAUCGAUGGACGGAAAUUGCCAAACGAUUACCCGGUCGAUCUGAACACGACGUGAAGCUGCGAUGGAAAACAAUGCAUCCCCAUCGAUCGGAUCGCUCGAAAGCGUCGUCAACGUCGCGGUCUGCACCAACUCCACAACCACAACGCCGCACAGAUAUGCCGAUGACCCGUCCUCGACAAAUGACUAACGUCAUGGGGUCCGACGUGAUUUCGAUGUUGGAUGAUUUGACUGUUGCCGAAUCUGUCGCUUCCUCCUCCAAGAGACCGCACUUGACAGAUUGGGAUUACCCCGUGCAGAGCGUGCAGUCUGCACCACCGAAUGUGUCGACAUACCGGCCCCUCUCAGGAUCGUUCGAACUGAGCGAUUCGUUUGUCAACACGCUAAAGAAAUACGAGCACAACCCGACCGUGGACGAUGAAGCGCUCAUCAACUCCUUGUUUGCUUCGUUUGGGCCCCACGACGAAGAAGCCAUCCGUCGCAGUUUUAACAUUUCGGUGCAAGAAUUCGACGAUAUGCUGGAGAACAAAGCAAACCUGAAGAAGUCGCUAACCAAACUCUCGUCGUCCGCAUCGAACACUAACUUGAGCUUCCUCAGCAACACGUCGUUCCUCAACAACGAUGACAUUGAAGGCAUCAUAUCGUCCUGCGUCGACAACCAAAUCGACCACUUGAAUCAUUAAUUAAUCAUCGUCAAAACAAUCUCUGUUGCA
Messenger RNA from Aphanomyces invadans, 961 nucleotides. RefSeq lists its product as hypothetical. Gene Ontology annotation, biological process: regulation of DNA-templated transcription. Gene Ontology annotation, cellular component: nucleus. The coding region runs from base 23 to 931 and encodes 302 amino acids. The transcript has 2 exons. NCBI's taxonomy places the organism in Eukaryota, Oomycota, Saprolegniomycetes, Saprolegniales, Verrucalvaceae. Gene Ontology annotation, molecular function: DNA-binding transcription factor activity, RNA polymerase II-specific; RNA polymerase II cis-regulatory region sequence-specific DNA binding. The record is from RefSeq and is a predicted model, not a curated record.